AAAGCCGAUUAACGGUCCUUUUGUGUGACCUUAAGGCACCUUUAAACACACAGGAUUUAUUCAUUUGUUUUCCUGCACAUAACAAAAGAAUAAUACUGCAAUAAUUAUGAUUGUGCGUUGAUAUUGUAAUUCCCUGUGUUGUUAAAAGAGGUGUUGCUGUUCCACAUUCCGACGUAGUGGCGCCAAUGCAGUGAUCGAGUGGCUGCUUGUGUUUGAGUGCAAACUUACAUUUUGGAAUCAGGCUUCAAGUACAGCGCUGGCGAUGGGACGUUGUGGUGUCACUUCAUCCAAGACGGUGCUGGUCUUCCUCAACCUCAUAUUUUGGGCGGCCGCCGGCAUCCUCUGCUAUGUGGGCGCGUACGUGUUCAUUACGUUCGAUGACUACGAUCACUUCUUCGAGGACGUGUACACCCUCAUCCCGGCAGUCGUCAUCAUUGCGGCCGGAGCGCUCCUGUUCAUCAUCGGGCUUAUCGGCUGCUGUGCCACCGUGAGAGAGAGUCACUGUGGACUCACAGCGUUUGUCGUCAUUUUGCUGCUGGUUUUUCUGACGGAAGUAGCAGUUGUGGUUCUUGGAUAUGUUUACAGAGCAAAGGUUGAAGAUGAUGUGAAUGACACUAUUCAGGAAGUCUACAAUGAGUACAACGGCACGAACAGCAACGCACAAAGCCGCGCCAUUGAAUACCUUCAGAGGCAGCUUGAGUGCUGUGGCAUCCACAACUACUCCGACUGGCAGAACACACCCUGGUUUAAAGUGUCCAAAAACAACAGGGUGCCCGUCAGCUGUUGCAAAGCAAACAUUGGCGGAGUCUGCACAGGGUCCCUCGCUCAUCCUGAAGAUCUUUACCAAGAAGGCUGCGAGGUUCUGGUGGUGAAGAAGUUGAAGGAGAUCAUGAUGUAUGUCAUCUGCACCGCCUUCACCUUUUCCGCCAUACAGAUAUUGGGCAUGUUGUCGGCGUGCGUGGUGCUGUGUCGCAGCAGAACUGAUCCCGCCUACCAGCUCCUCAUCACGGGAGGUACCUAUGCUUAAGACCCCUUGGCAAUCGCCGGGACGUAAUCUAUUACCCGGCUAACUUUGAAGACACUACUCUGAAGCUGCAUUCAUAUUUUUUCCACAAAACUGUUACCCAAAUCCUUAAAUGGUGGCAAGGAAUGAUUUCAUGAAUGUUAUAAGCGAACCAAAAUGUACUGUACAGAAGACUGGUACAGUCGGGGUUCCUUUUGAUUGUGGCACUGUGUGCGCCAGACUGUAAGACUACUAACAUGAUUCUUGGUACUGUACCGUAUUGCUCCUUUUGGGCUGAAGGCUAUCACCAGCUCUUGUUUGUUUACUCCAAACAUUAACUCUAUCACCUGCUUAUUACUGUAUGCAAACCUCAAUAUUGUACAUAAGUUAGAUUUUUAAUUUGUAUAUCACACUAUUUAAGUUAGCAUUCUCCUUAGACUUUCCCUUGAUUGUAGUUUUAGUAGAUCCAUUGAAUGUAGUGUUUGAGACCUAUGAAUGUAAAUAAAAUAUCAGGGGAGAGUUUGAA
Messenger RNA from Nerophis ophidion (straightnose pipefish), 1529 nucleotides. RefSeq names its product tetraspanin-3-like. The transcript is spliced from 7 exons. Lineage: Eukaryota; Metazoa; Chordata; Actinopteri; Syngnathiformes; Syngnathidae. Gene Ontology annotation, biological process: protein localization to plasma membrane; regulation of vascular endothelial growth factor signaling pathway; protein maturation. Bases 263 to 1027 code for a protein of 254 amino acids. Gene Ontology annotation, cellular component: membrane. The record is from RefSeq and is a predicted model, not a curated record.